Messenger RNA from Acanthaster planci (crown-of-thorns starfish), 1618 nucleotides. RefSeq lists its product as uncharacterized. The record is from RefSeq and is a predicted model, not a curated record. NCBI's taxonomy places the organism in Eukaryota, Metazoa, Echinodermata, Asteroidea, Valvatida, Acanthasteridae.
UCUCGUGUGUCGGUGGAGGUAAUAAUAGCACUGAUGCUUUGUUCACGUGAUACAACGCCCCGGUCAGUUCCCCGCCAAGCAUUAGGGCGUUGGUUCCUAGUCAAUGACCAUGGCGGCAAGCGACGAGCCCAGUUACGACAGAAUGGAUAUUUUCCCGACCUCAAGGGGUCACCCAAGACGCAGUGCUCUUUGCCACGACGUCAUGGUCGUUGUGAUCGGGAUUGUGGCCAUCGUUGCCCUGGUGUUCUCGGCAAUUGCCUUGUCUCGCCCGGGAACGACGGAAGUACAGCUUGACGGUGUGGCAGUAGGUUCUAGCCUAGCAAAAGAUGACAAAAUAUGGAUAUUUGCGAUUGGCCACGAUGGUACCAACGUGGAGUAUUUUGACAAAACGACUGGAACAUUGAGGGGGUUCCAUGUUGACAUUGUUGACGCCGUGUGCCAAAUGGCUGAUAAAAAUUGCCGGUUGAUGUGGGAUGCCUAUGAAAACUGCUACACCUCAGACGAGGGGGAGUUGCCACGCCCUGGACAGGGACUGAUUGGUCGUUGGUACGAUGCAUGCACUGGCUGGUUUGCCACCCCUGAGCGCUCGGCGUCUGUCUCUUUCACCACGGCAUUCCGUAAACCACUAUCAAACGUUUUCUUCGUUAAGAAGGGCAACCCAAGAGGAUUCGACGAAUCUAACAUCUCGGGCAAGAAAAUUGCCUUCAUCGACGGCUCCGCGACCAGUGAAUUUUGUCUCCACCAUGCUGGAUAUACCGAGGAACAACUGACACCUGACCAAAUCUUCCACUUCAAAAGCAAGAAAAGUUUGGUGAACGCUGUUAAUAAUGAUCUGGUGGAUGCUGCUUUUUGCAAUACCCAAUACUUCAAUCUGGAUGAGGAUUUACAGGUUGUGGGUGACCCAAUUACAAGCUGCAUGAAAGGAGGCGCCGGCAUGAUGGUCCGUAAAGACAGCCGGCUGCCAGAUUGGUGGAACCCGGCCUUUGAACAGCUCAAACUGUCGUCGGAGUACCAGCGAAUCUGCGAUCGAGUUACCGAAGUGCACGAUGCAUCAGAGAAUGGCAUUGAUUGUGUUGAUUGAUUCCGUCGCAGAUGACGUCAUCAACAAAACGGAACAGCAGGUGGUGGUUGUUUUAGAGUGAUACAUUGUACAAGGGAAAUCGAGUCUUCUCUUGUUUUUGAUUUGAUUAUAGUUUUAGCUUGCAGCUGUUGUAGUGGAGCGAUAAAUGUUGGUAUGUUUUUGAAAACUGUUAAAAUAAAUGUGGCAGAGGUGGAAGUUUUACGCACUUACUUUUGAUCCAAUCACAGAGGCAAUCUGGAUUUUUUCCUUUUUAUAUGCUUCAUAUUGCGAUUUAGUGACCGUAAAUGUAGAAUAGGCACGUGUGUUUCCAAAGCUUUUGUGUUAAAAUUAUCUUGCGUUGGCUACCUUUUUGUCAUCAAGUGGCUGAACAUCUCUAAUUUUUUAGAAUGCGUUGUAUACGUUUCAAGUAACAUUCAUAAUCUACAGGUGGAAGUGGAAUGUUUGAAUCGAAUUUGGUGUUUGCAUACAUCAUCCAUAAAGGGGAAGUUGGGAAGAUACCAAUACACCAGUAAUUAUUUGCUGUCCGUUUCACAUUAA